This is a messenger RNA of Leptinotarsa decemlineata (Colorado potato beetle), 380 nucleotides long. RefSeq names its product long-chain fatty acid transport protein 1. Lineage: Eukaryota; Metazoa; Arthropoda; Insecta; Coleoptera; Chrysomelidae. The record is from RefSeq and is a predicted model, not a curated record.
AGCAGUAUACCGAGGUGCAAGAGGUGUUUACACUCUUAUGUGGAUGAGAAUAAAUAAAGAUACUGUGCCGAAGAUCUUCACAAGAGUGGCAAAGAAACACCCUAACAAAGUAGCCCUAUAUUAUGAAGACGAAGCGUGGACAUUUCAGCAGCUAGAAGAUUUCAGCAAUAAAGUGGCAAACUAUUUCAUAGCUUGUGGCUACAAAAAAGGUGACAAUGUUGCUUUUUUACUCGAUAAUAGACCCGAAUAUCCAGGUAUAUGGCUUGGUCUCUCGAAAGCAGGUAUUGUAACAGCACUGCUGAAUACGAAUCUCAAAUCUGGACCGUUGCACCAUAGUAUAUCAGCUGCUGACUGCANAUUCAGAUCAAAUAUGAAGUCAG